Ichthyophthirius multifiliis is the source of this 1213-nucleotide messenger RNA. RefSeq lists its product as hypothetical. The transcript has 5 exons. Gene Ontology annotation, molecular function: protein serine/threonine kinase activity; ATP binding. NCBI's taxonomy places the organism in Eukaryota, Ciliophora, Oligohymenophorea, Hymenostomatida. Gene Ontology annotation, biological process: signal transduction; protein phosphorylation. Gene Ontology annotation, cellular component: cytoplasm. The record is from RefSeq and is a predicted model, not a curated record.
UAUUACUUUCUUUUUACUAGAUUCAUUAAAUAAUAGAAGAUAUUCAUUAUGCAACAAUCAACAAAAUAAUAAAGUCAACAAAAAUUAUAAGAUUAAAAUUAAGAUAAUAAAGAACAAAACGAUAACAUAUAUUCGCAAUUAACUUUUGAAAAGAUUAUUGGAAAUGGAACAUUCGGAGUUGUGUAUUUAGCAAAAGUUAAUUAAACAGGAGAAAAAGUUGCUGUAAAAAAAGUCUUUUAGGAUAAAAGGUAUAAAAAUCGUGAAUUUGAAAUUAUUUAAACAUUAAAUCAUUAAAAUUUGAUUAAACUAAAAUAUGCUUAUUAUACAUAAGGCAAUAAAGAAGAUGAAAUAUAUUUAAAUAUAGUAAUGGAUUUUAUACCCGAAACACUAUCCAACGUAAUAAGGCAUUAUAGAAAAACGAAAUAACAAUUUCCACCUUUAUUAUUGAAAGUAUUUUCUUACCAAAUGUUUCGAGGAUUAGCAUAUUUAAAAUCAAUAAAUAUAUGCCAUAGAGACAUAAAACCCCAGAAUAUAUUAACCGAUUCAAUAAAUUAUUUAUUAAAAAUAUGUGAUUUCGGUUCUGCGAAAAGAUUAGUUUCAGGUGAACCAAACAUUUCUUAUAUCUGCUCAAGAUAUUACAGAGCACCUGAAUUAAUUUUUGGAGCAGAAUAAUAUACCACAUAAAUAGAUGUAUGGUCAAUAGGAGUAGUAAUAGCGGAAAUGAUAUUAUGUUAACCUUUAUUUCCUGGUGAAAAUUCAGUCGACUAAUUAGUAGAAAUUAUCAAAAUUUUAGGUACACCUACAAAAGAAUAAGUAUUAAAAAUGAAUUCUUAACAUACUUAAUAAUUCAAUUUUCCUUAAAUAAAGUCUGUUUAAUGGUCUAAAGUAAAAAAACUAUAUAUUUUAAAAAAAUAAAUAAAAGGUGUUUGUCAAAUAAAAACCUGAUGCUUUACUUGUUGAUUUAAUUUCUAAACUACUUGUAUAUAUUCCUACUGAAAGGUAUACUCCUUUAGAAACUUUACUUCAUCCAUACUUUGAUGAAUUAAGAAGUGAAAACUUUUAUUUAAAUAAUCCUAAUAUGCCUGAUUUAUUGAAUUUUAAAUAAGAGGAAAUUAGUACUUAGCCUUAGUUAGAAAAAAAAUUAAUUCCAGAUUGGUAUAACUAUAAAUAAAGUGAAUAACUGAAUAAAGAUUUUAUUUAAAAAGUUUAAAUG